This is a messenger RNA of Orbilia oligospora ATCC 24927, 450 nucleotides long. RefSeq lists its product as uncharacterized. The record is from RefSeq and is a predicted model, not a curated record. Bases 1 to 450 code for a protein of 149 amino acids. The transcript has a single exon. Lineage: Eukaryota; Fungi; Ascomycota; Orbiliomycetes; Orbiliales; Orbiliaceae.
AUGGACCUGCAUCAAGAGAACCAGCGCCUUCAAACCUGUCUCGAUCUUCGGAACGAAUCGAUUGUUGCCCUUCGACAAAAGAACAGAUCACUAAAGCUGUCUUUUAAAGCUUCAGGAAAGGCAGUUGUAAGGAACCCCUCCGGAAACAGCUCGCCGGCUGACCAAUUUGAACGAUACAAGUUCGAGGACGAGGGGUCUGCUAUUGUAAAUUCUCUCUGCCUUAAAUUAAAACCGAGUUACUUCUCAGACCCGGAGCCGGUUACAAACCCUAGCGAAUAUGCCAACAUCUCUAAGUCAACCAUCAUAGGGGGCGCGGGAAGACGCGAAGACAAGCGUGGGUUGAAGAAGAAAGGAGAGGGGAAAGGGAAAAAAGGAAAGAAGAGAAAGGGGGACGAGGGUACUAAGGGAGAUUCACCGGGAUUCAAUACCUCCAUCUCAAGCGACCAAUAG